Dictyostelium discoideum AX4 is the source of this 4488-nucleotide messenger RNA. RefSeq lists its product as hypothetical. The record is from RefSeq and is a predicted model, not a curated record. The transcript has 4 exons. The coding region runs from base 1 to 4488 and encodes 1495 amino acids. Gene Ontology annotation, cellular component: cytoplasm; late endosome. Lineage: Eukaryota; Evosea; Eumycetozoa; Dictyosteliales; Dictyosteliaceae.
AUGAAAUUAAAAAGUAUUGGAUUUGGUCAAUUAAAUUUAUUUGAUGAUCAUCUCUGUAAUGGUAACAAUGUGACAACAACAGAAAUUAAUAAAUGUGAUAACUCUGAACAUUCUGGUCAAUCAUCACUCAAAGUAGUUGAAAAUUUUUUUAAUCACCAUGAUUUUUCAGCAUUUCUUUCUUUCAAUUCAUUUCAUCAUCAUCACCAUCAUGGAAUGAAGUCAGACAAUACAUUUUGUACAAAUUUAAGUAAAUUGAAAUCAGAAUUUAUAUCAAGUAUUUUACCACCAAAUGAAAUUAAUAAAUCAUCAAGUAAUAUAUCAACAGCACCAGCAACAAAUACAAUUGUUGAAGCCACUGAAAUUAAAUUGAAUGAUGAAAUUAUUAAAAAGAAUGAAUCACUUUCAACUCUUUUAAUUUAUUUUUUAUCAGAUAUAUUAAUUCAUCAACCUUUUGAUUCAUUAUCACAAAUAAAUAAAUCUUUAAAAAAAUUCUUUAAUAUUUCUGAUAAAUUAUUAAAAACUUUAUUUAAAAAAUCAUUAUCUUUAACCAAAUAUUAUUUAUUAGAAAUUAAUAAAUAUAAAGAAUAUUAUUCAAAAUUACAAGAUUUUGAAAGUGAAGAAUUUAGAGGUGAUAAGAUUUUAAUGGAAAAGAUUAGAGUUUUUAAUUUAAAAAGAAUUGAAGAAAUUGAAAAAAAGAAUCAAAAUAUUAAAUAUUUAAACUUUUUAAACACAGUGAUGGUAAAAGUUUAUAGUGCAAAAGGAUUAGAGAUUAAAGAUUUAAUUUCAUCAGAUCCUUAUGUAAAUUUAUUUUUUACAGAUUCACAAGAUGAAAAACCACAUCAUAGGGAAUCAUUAAAUACAAUUUAUUUAAAUGAUGAAAAACAAAAACAUCAUCAUCAUAGUAGUUUUAAAACCACAGUUAAAAAGGGUACAUUAACACCAGUAUGGAAUGAACAAUUUAUAAUGUCAACUGAUAAACCAGAUCAAAAUAUUUUAAUUGCUUCCAUUUAUGAUUUCGAUCAAGUUAGUAAAUCAGAUUUUAUGGGAUUCUUACCAAUUCAUUUAGAACAUGAACAUGAGCAUGAACAUGAUGAAAAUAAAUCAAUUCAUAAUCAUCAUCAUGAUAAUGAUGAUGAACAUGGUAAUGGUAAUGAACAUGGUCAUCAUGAAUAUAUGAAUCAUAUUAAUCCAAUCGUUGAAAAUAUUCAAGAAUAUGAAUUACUAUCAAAACCAAAAGGACAUUUAACAAAGUUUAAAUCUUUAUUAGGAAUUACAAGUAGUCCAGAUAUAAAGAAUGAUAAUGAAAUUAGAAAGUAUGGUUCAAUUAAAUUGGGUUUAAUUCAUUUAAAGAGAGAGAUUUUAAAAGUUGAAGAAAUUAAUGUAAACAAUCAAAAUUUACCUUCAAAACAAAUUGAUAUCCAAAUGAAUCAAAAUCAUGAAAAUUCAAUUAAAUCAUUAAUUGAAUUUUCAAUUAAUAGUCAAGAUGAAAUUAAUUUACCAAAAGAAAUUGAAAAACUAUUAGAAUCAUUUUCAUCAAGAGUAUUAUUAUCACCAUUAAUUAUUCCAUUGGUAAAGAUUGAAAAAUUGAUUGAAAAUUUUCAAAUUUCAACAUCAGCUAUGGAUGAAAUUAAUAGAUUAUUAUUGGAAUCAAUUGAAUUGGUAACAGUUAAAAAGAUUCCAUUAUCAAAACCAAUUGAAGAAAGAUUUUUAAUAAUGUUAAAAUCUAUAAAGAAAUUAUAUAAAGGUAUUUUAAAAAGAUAUCCAUUAUCUUUCCCAAUUACAAUUAAUCAAGAAACAAAAUUAGCUGAAAAUAUUGGAUCAAGUGGUACAUUAUUAACAUUGGCAAUUGAAACAUUGGAGAUAAUUUAUAAUUAUCAAUCAAAACAAUGUAAACUAAAGAAAAUUGUAGAGAAUUACAUUGAAUUUUGUUGGAGUUGUAUAAAAGAAAAAUCACUAAUUUCAAUUGAAGGUUCAAAAGAUUUUGAAAAUAUAGUUGGUUUAUUAGAUAUCUAUGAUGCAAUUGAAUUACAAUUAUUAUUGGAUAUUGAAAUGUAUUCACAAUUUUUCCCAGCCCAUUUCGAUUUGGCUACAAUCUCUUCAAAAAGUUAUUACAAACUAUUGAAAGAAGAAACUGAAAGAUUAUUAGCAAAAGAGGAUAAAGUUUGUAUGGAAACAUUUAAUCUUUUGAAAAAGAUUCAAAAAAUUGAAAAAACAAUUAUUAAACCAUAUGAAAAAGAAAUUGAAUCAAUGAUGAAUUUAAAUCAAUUAUUUAAAAGAUUUAUUAAAAUGUGGAUUAAAGAAAUUAAGAAGCAAUUUAAUCUUUGGAUUGGUCGUAGUCUUGAAAAAGAAGAAUGGAAAUCAAUUGAUAGUAAGAAUAAUCAAUUACAUUCAAAUUCAUUGGUUGAUUUAUUUACAAUCUUUGAAAUUGGUAAAAAUCAUUUACUUGGUUUAGAUUUAGAAAUUGAUCAAUUCCUUUUUGAAUUGAUUGAUAUUGUUAAUCAAUUAUAUAAUCAAUAUUUAGAUAUAGUUUUAAAUUCAAUUUUAUCAGAUUUAAAAAGAGAUAAUUCAACAAUACCAUUAUUUAUUGAUGAAGUUAAUGAUAAUUAUAUUUCAAGUUUAUCAAAAUUCAUUUCAAAAAUUAAAUUAUCAAACCUUGAUCAACAAUCUUCAACAACUACUACCACUACAACAAAUGGAAAUACUAUUUCAAAUAUUCAAAUUACAAAUUCAAUAAUUUGUAUUAAAUUAAAUUGUUUAGAAUUUUCAAGACAAUUAUUAUUUGAUUUUUCAAGUGAUUUAGAAUUAAAAUUACCAAAUUUAAAAGAAAAAAUUCAAGAUUCAUUUGGUAUUUCAUUUUUAAAUUCAAAAAAGAAAUAUGAUUAUAUAAUUGAUUUAGUAAUUAAUAAUAUUAGUAAAUGGAUUAAAGUUUUAUUAGUUCAAAUUUUAGAUAAUUCAAAGAAUAAUCAUGAUGAUCAGAUUUGUAAACUAUCAAAAGAUCAAAUACCAAAUCUAAUAAAUGAAAAUAAAGUAAAUGAAUUAUUAGAUUCAUUAACUAUACUAUUAAAUAAUGAAUUGACAAUUCUUAGUGGUAAUCUUUAUUAUCCAACUUUUAGUAGAUUCAUUAGAGGUGUUUGGCAAUCAAUUUGGAAAGAGUUUGAUAGAAUCUUAUUCCCAGAAUUUAAAUUACAAUCAGAGAAAUUAGAAACUACUUUCUAUAAAUCUUUAGUUAUAUUAUCAAUUUAUCCAACAUUGGAAGAGUUUUUCAAUGCAGAUGGUAGUGGUAUUUCAAUUGAACAAUUAAGAAAUCAUUCAGAGUAUUUACUUUCAACUAUUUCAGUUUAUCUUUCAAAUCCUUCAAAUUUAUUACAAGUUUAUAAUAGUAUUAGCUCUUUUAUUGGAGAGUCUAAACCAUCAUCAUCGUCAUCACCAAUAGAUUAUUCUUUUAUAAAUUCAAAAUUAUUUUCAAUUAAUCAAUUUGAACAAUUUAAAUCAUUUAACUUUAAUAAAAAUAAUUAUGUUAAAGAGUUACAUGUUUUAUGUUCAAUUUCAUCCUAUUGUAAUAGUGGUAGUUCAAUUGUUACCAAUGGUUUAAUUACACCAGAAUUAGAUUCUUCUUUUAAAAAGAUAAUUUCAACACUUGGCUCCUUUAAGAAUCGUUUCGUUUUAGAUAAAUUUUCUUUGGAUUCAUCAGUAUCAAUUUAUCAAAAUGAUUUCAAAUGUAAAACUUUAAAUGGUAUUCCUUCAAAUGCUUAUAUUUUAAAUGAUUGUUUAUGUUGGUCAAGUUGGUUAUGUUAUAAUGAAACUAAAGUUAUCCUAAAAUAUUCAUCAUUUAAAUCAAUUACAAGACAACAACAUGAGUCUAAUGAUGUUUUAUUUAUAAUUACAAUGGAUGAUGAUAAAACUUAUGAAAUUUGCUCUAUAACUUCUCAAGAUUCAAUCUUUAAAUCUUUAAUUUUAAAUUCUAAAAAAUUAAAUCAAUCAAUUGAAAUAAUUGAUCAUAUUAAAUCAAAGGUUGAACUACAUACAAGUGAUAAUAGUAAUUUCAUUGUAAAAGAAAGUACAUCAACUGUUGUUAAUAAAGAGGGUAAAAUCAUUGACAUUAAACCAGAACAUGAAUCUCAUAUCUCAUAUGAUGAUAGUAUUGAGUAUCAUACAUUAUUCCAUUUAGAUAAAGACAAUAUAAUCUAUCAAGUUUAUCCUUGUUUCACUGGUAAAUUAAUUACAACCAGAGAUUACUUUUGCCACCAUAAUAAUUUAACAAAAGCAAAUAAACAUUACCUUUGGUCUGAAAUUGUUCAAGUUAAAAAAGAAAAAGUAUUAUUCUUUGAUACUGGUUUGAAAGUUACUUUUAAAAAUGGUGUAAAUGAAUCAUACUCUGGUAUAAAUGAUAGAGACUUACUCUACAAUGAAUUGGUUGAAUUAAAAGAUUUAAAUAAAUCAAACUCCUCUCCAUUACCAGCCACAAAAAAGUUUGUAGAAGCCGAUUAA